AUGAGCAGUGAGACUGUUCGCAUCGGAGUGUUUCCUUUGGAGAAGGAUGCGCAGACGUGCUUCGAACGGCCUGAUUGCAAGUAUCCGGGAUCUGAAGUCGAAAUAUUGCAAAUGGUUUUCCGUUUGAUCGGAGUCAACUUCACUUUGGUGAGUCAUUUUCAUAAUUGACCCAGAAAAAGAGAUCCCCGACGUUUCGUAACUCUACGUCUUAAUACUCACAUGAACUUUACCAGUUAAAUUUAUCACUAAGAGCAAAAUCUCAUGAUUUCCUUUACUAUACAGGAAGUUCUCAAAUUCCUCAAAAAAAAAGAGUAAAUUAUAUGUUGUAUUGAGAUUGAUGUUUGGAAAGAAUUUGGUCAGCAGUACGAUUUCGGAGCAAAACAACCCGACGGUAGCUGGUCAGGAAUGAUAGGACUGAUAAAAGAAGGUUCAGCUUGGCUCACAAUUAAAUUAUCACUCUUUACACGAAACAACUUCCAGGAAAGCUCGAUGUGAUCGGUUUAUCUAUGCGAAUGUCGUCCGAACGAGAAGAAGCCGUACUUUUUUCCUAUCCAACGCGUGUUUUUGAGGUGCCCCGCGGGUCCUCUCAGCCGAGAAAAACCUCUUACUGCUCGUUUCCAGAGUGUUUUUGUUAUUGCUCCACCGUCUUUUACCUGCACUCGCCAGUUCAUAUUCAACGCGUUCUCGAGAACUGUCUGGCUGUUUAUCGUGCUCUCCGUCUUGUUAUUGUAUUCGACGACGUUGCUAAUCAACUUUGUCAAAGUCAAAACUUUCCAUCAGGACAAACCGAUUUCUCGUUGGUUCAUAGAACUGUUUGCGGUGAGUUGACAUGGAAAACAUAGCAAUAUAGGGCCAGGGCCGAAUUUCAGACGAGCAUUACUUCGUUUGCGGUGAGCUCACGAGUUCUCCUUCUGGUCAUUCUGUUUGCAACGUUCAUUUUGACUCAACUCUAUCAAACUGAUAUGUACGCUUUCUUAUCGGUUCCGCUUACCUAUGACGUUCCAUUCCGGUCGAUCAAACAGGCUUUGGGUAAGUGUAUCAGACCACUAAUCUGUUUUCGUUUUUUGUGCGUUCUCGGCUGCUUUCAGUUUUCAAUGUGAAUAAAUAAAAUGAGCAAACAGCAAAUUAUCUUUAUUUCAGAUUUAGUCGAACAAAACAAAAUGUACUUUGCGGCAUUUGAAAACCAAACUCUUCUGUGCACACCGAACCAAUGUAACCGUUUUGAGCAGGUUAUCAAGAAGAACCCGGUCCGUCGAGCACAAACCGAACGCAACGUUCAGAAUUUGAUUCUGUGAGUCCCUUUCACGACUCUUCGGCUUCCGGGCGUGUUCAACCAUGUAUUUAUCUACGUCAAAUUCGAUAAUUUGCAUACAAUGUAAAGCAUGGUAGCAAACAGGGUAGUGGCCGAGGAAAUAGAGGUUGUCUAUGCGUGCGCGAGUAUGACCGAGUGGUAGUGGUGGUGUGCUGUUUGCAUAUAAAUUAUAUACGUGUUUCCGUUGGUCCCGAGAGUCCCUCCGACCGAAACGGGCGCACAGCUGGGCCCUACAUCUGUCAAUUGGUGCCUUCGUGCCAGGCAACCACGGAAGCGCUCCGUAAACACUGUAGCAGACGGUCGACAGACGGUACUGUAUGAGGUCCUUCUUUGGGUCGUAAUCCAUUGAAAAUGAGAACGGCAAACGGAAGACGCAAAACCUAAUUGUAGUGCGAUCAGUGUGAGAAGCUGUCUUAGGACGCCGUCUGUUCCCGUUUGAAUUGUUUGAAUGUAAUGUGAACAGGUGACUUUCACCUGCUGCUCGUGCUCGGUGGAUUAAAGUGAAAAGAGAAACGAAAUGAAUGGCAAAUGACGAUUUCUCAUGAUGCGAUGAAUAAUUGAGAGUAUGUUUUCCAGGAAAGGAGGCAUUUAUCAAUCGACCAUAGAUAGUGCUCUUUUGCCAGGACAACUUUCCUGGCUGAAUACGGACCAACACUUCCUGAUAGUGCGCGAUGAAGACGCACCAAGUUACUAUGUAGCCUACACCUUCUCAAAACGGAAAAAGAAGUUGCUGCGGAAGUUUAACAAUGCGCUUAUUGAAGUGUUACCGGCAGUUUCAACAAUAACCACUGGUCAUGGGUACAAUACGAAGAAGACUCCAUUCGAGGUGACCAGCAAGUACAUUCUAUUACACUUUGACGGUUCUAGAUACGAACGACCAACCCGCGCUCAUCACUAUCAAUCAAUAAUCAUCUAUGGCAACUGUUUCGCAGUUUUAUCAUCUCCUCGUCAUCCUGUCUAUUUGUCUUUUGUCUGGAGAUUCUUUUUCACUAUUUAUGUCGUUUCCAAUCAUCACAAUCGUUUUCUCUCUAUUUUUAAAAUCAUUACCCGAUUCUUCUCAACAACUAAUGAAAAAAUGUAUCAUCUUCUUUCAACCUAGAGGGGACGAACAGAAAAAUCAGACUGACAUGUGGUGUAAUUUCUGUCGAAUGAUGACGCGGGAAAUAAAAAUAACGUGUUAUAGACUACCCACGUGUGCCGGCUAUGUCAGUUUACAUCGCAUCGGACCCUUGGGACGAGGUGGUGUGAUCGAGGCAGGUGAUGGCCGAAAGUAUUAUAGUUUCAAAUCAUGUCAAAAGGAUUCUUUUUCUUCUCUUUCCAAAAUCUGCGAGCGACCAACCCGUUGUUUUGUCCGUGGCGUCAAGUAAACACUUUUUGUACGAUGGAUGUAUUCUGAACUCUCCAAACAUCAUGAACCCGCGUGGUGCAAAGACGAAAGUACACAACUCAUAUAUGCAAAUUCUAACUAACCGUUCGCUCACGGCGGGUGUGUAAAACGAUCCGAACGGCAACAAAAGUUUCUUAUUUGGCGACAUUCUCUAUUGUGCAUUCGUGAAGUGCCUGUAAUGGCACGCCCUCAUUCAUGACUUGACCUGACUGUUCCCGCAUUCAUUUCAUUCUUCAUUUUGUUUUUCUCUCGAACUUGCACAUUUCCAGCAAUGAGAUUGUAUGGAAUCGCCGGAGUUCUAAUCUCAAUUGUAUUCGCCGUCCACGCACACCCACACAUGACGAGCGUCAAAGAUCUGGAUCUGGAAAAGGAGAAGCAGUACAUGUUGACGACGAACGAGUACUAUGUUGAGAAGGUUAGUUGAGUACAGCAAAUCCCUUCCCAAUCCCUGCAUUUUUUUUUGUCAGGUGAAUCAAAUGGCCGGCAUUAGCUGCGACUUGUGUAUGCGUGCCGUUUAUGGUGUGAAUUAUGAUUUCAUACAGCUGAAGGUAAGCACCCUUGAUUGGAUUUCUUCUCUCGCGCUUCUGCGAAUCGAAUCUCACUUUUUCUCCCCUUCCCUGUUUCUCCCUGUUUCGGUCCGCUGCUGAGGAAGUGAGGAACUAUGACUACGUCACUCCCUGUCGCGCUUUUUUCUCAGAAGACUCGACUCAAGACCCUCUCUCUUUUUUGCCUUUGACAGGCAGCGCCCCCACAGCUCACUGAAUACGGGAUAAUAUAUGUGGAAAGGAAGGAAAGGGGAUAGCUUUUGUUUUCGGUUGUGGUUGACUGACUGACUGACCGACAAGCGAAGAGAACAAAAUUUCAGAAAGAUGUCAUUGAUAUGAUCCGUCUCGAUUGUGAAGCUCUGUUCCAUGAUCGUGCCGAAGACAUUGCCGAGUGUGUCCGCUUCCUUACAACCAAAGUGGAAAAGUACUCGGGAAAAGUGAGUUGGAGUUGGCGGACUAUGUAUGUAUCUAUACAAACCCCUAUCCGUUUCGUUUCGAAAAGGCUUUGGCAUGUGCGCUCAUGCACCUACCUCCACUUUCCGCCCGUGCUUCCUCGUCUGCGGUCCCUCGUCACGCAGAAAUGAUAUGGAAAACGUUUAAUCGUCGCGUAUUCGUAUUCGUGCGCAGACUUGUCAGUACGGCACACAUGUGAUAUAUCAUGCACAGAAUUAACACACAUUCACAUAGUUGCCCCGGUAACGUGCACACAGAGCGCGCUGUAUAGUGCAACCGAGUGAAUAAUCCGCAUGAGAUCACAUACCAAGUUCAUUAAAAGUGAUUUGUUAGUUCUUGGUAUGGCUUCCGGUCUGGUCCCCCACGACAGACCAAAACGAGAUGGUCAUUAGGAACGGAAGCCCCCCUCUCCCACUACUGUAUAAGGGUGCCAGCUGGUCCUUUUGGAAACGAGACAAUUGUUUAUGACGGGAGACAGAUAGAAAUGCGCGAGAAGAGCAUGCUGGUGCACUUUUGUACGGCCUGCUGCCCUGCAAAUGGUAAACCAAACUGGUCCUUCAGUAUCACCAAACCGUAAACAAUUUUGUGAUGAAAAGCCCCCUCUUUCCUAUAAACAAUUUCGGUUUCGUUGAGAAGUGUUUGAAUUACAGGAAAGCUACGAGUUUACUUUUUCGAGACGGGGGAAAGAUAUACAUUUUUGUGCAUGAAUUUUUCAGCUUCAUUUGCAAUGCAAAAAAGUGGUGCUCUCCCUGCCGCGGCCUGUCCCAAAGGAAAAACUGUGGUGGUUUGAGUAGUCAGAACAAGAAGUGCUGAAAGUUAGUUUUGUUUACAAACAAAUCGCCCUGGAAGUUUGUUGUUUCAACUGGAAUAUUGAUGUUUAUGUUUCACCCUCUCAUGAGGAGGAAAGUGGUGGGCACGGCAUAGCCUGUCAUUUGGAACGGCGCUUCCGCUCGCGCAUCUUCCUCCUAACCCUUGAUUUAGGUCUCGAAGCUUUGAUGAAUCUUUUCCCUCCACUUCGUAAGCGGACCACGCACAUUUUCCAUCAUCUCUCAUCCCCCUUCCCUCCUUUCUCCUCUAAUUACCAUCCUCGGUUGCGUGACCGUCGCGCACAACAGCACCAACAUCGUCUCGAGCAGCUGGCACUUUCCUGUCUGUUUUCAUAGUCUCACUAAAUGGGCGAGCACCUUGAUAAUUACGUACCGUAAACAAAAAUAAAACGUGGGGAAUUGCUCUGAAAGCAGAAACGAACGCAAAAACAAAAACACAGUUACCGGAUUUGCAGGUGGAAAAGAUUUUGGACUCGCGUCAUGUUUGCGUACUUCUUCGAGUCUGUGCCGCUAACGACGAGAGCUACGAGAUUACAAAGAAGAUUAUUGAAGAGAAGACGGACAAGGACAGACGAUGA
Molecule: messenger RNA, 5102 nt
Organism: Caenorhabditis sp. 36 PRJEB53466
Lineage: Eukaryota; Metazoa; Nematoda; Chromadorea; Rhabditida; Rhabditidae
Source: the annotation of a GenBank genome assembly